This is a messenger RNA of Chironomus riparius, 2843 nucleotides long. The record is from the annotation of a GenBank genome assembly. NCBI's taxonomy places the organism in Eukaryota, Metazoa, Arthropoda, Insecta, Diptera, Chironomidae.
AAUCUGAUUAAUUUAAGCUCGAUUGGAGCAGUAGAAGUGGUCGAAAAAUCGAUUGCAAGAUUUGAACGUGACAAAGAAACCAACAGACAGAGCAACUCAAUAAAAAGCGUGUAAAAAAUGGAGGCAAAUUUAAAAGUUUCGAAACAAAAAAAAAGUUUAUUAAACUCAAAACAUUGAGUUUUUAAAAAUAAUAAAUAAAUAAAAAUCAAUUACAGUCUAUCAACAGACUAGGAAGUUAAUAAAAAUAAUUCAAAAGUCAGAGAUAACAGAAAGAACAAUUAAAAUUAUUUAAAGAUUAAAGAGUGCAUUUAAGUGAUCAAUAAGCAAUUCUAUCGAAGCUUUAUAUACAUAGUUGUAUUUCCCUGAAAAAGGCACAGAGAAAAAACGUGAACGAUGGCAAGCACUGGUAAAAAAGGCAAAAAGUCCAAGGAAAAGAAGUUAUCACUUCAGGAUUUUUUGGCAAAAUCGGGUCCAACGACAGGCGGAACCACUCAAGUUGCGGUUCAAAAGUAUAGUAGCUGGGCAGAAGAAUGUGAGGAAGAUGAAGAACGUAAAAUUGAAAUUAUUCAGUUACCAACUGCUCCCAGAGCAGCACGAAUUUUGGAAGAUAACUCGAUUCCAUAUGAUCCACCGUUCUAUGCUAAAGUAUCAAAUUUACCAUUUGAUUUGAGCGAAGCAGAUGUUGAUGAAUUCUUUUUGGAUCAUAAUAUUCAUAUUAAGGAAAUGAAAUUGGCAAGAGAUGAUGCAAAUGAUCGACUACGUGGUUUUGGACACAUUGAAUUGGAAACAAGAGAAGAUUUAAUGGAUGCCAUUAUGAUGAAUGAUCCGGUAAUUCGUAACAGAAGAAUUCGCAUUGAGUUUACAAUGGAACCAGAUUCAGUAUCAGGACGUACGGUUAGAAAACGUUAUGACAAUUAUACUCCUCGUGACUCAGCUAAUGAAUCAACAAAUUGGCGUGAUCGAAAGGAAUCAAAUUUCGAACAAGUUGAUGGACGUGAUGGAGGUGGACAUCGCGAAAAUCGACGAAAUUAUCAGCAACGUUCAACUUUCCAAAAUCGUCAUGAAUCAAAUGAUUCAAAUAAUGAUGGUGGUGGAAAUUGGAGAUUAGGGGAUCGUCCAAAUAAUGAUUCACCCCCGCCAGAAAGAAGACGUUUUGGAAAUGAUAGAAACGAUAGAAAUGACAGAAGAGGUCCAGGCGAUAGAGGUGGAAAUCGUUAUGAUCGUGAUAGACGUGAGCCACGCGACGAACAAGUUCAGGAACGUCCAAAAAUUUAUAUUGCGCCAAGAACAUUACCACUUCCUGAAUUAAACUUUCCAAAAGAAGAAGAGCUUGAACGUGGAACCAGAAAGAUUUCACUUAAUGGCGACCAUGAUGAUGAAAACGAUGAUUCUGGCUUAGCUGAAGAUGAGGACAGAGAAAAAGCUCCAAAAGUAAAGAUUCCACAACAACCAAGAGAAAAUAUCUUUGGAGAUGCUAAGCCUGUUGAUACAGCUGGCAAAGCGCGAGAAAUUGAAGAAAAGAAGGAAUCAGAACGUCAAGAACGAUUUAAAAAUGAGAAAGAAAAGCGCGAAAAAGAUCGCGAUGCUGGAAGUUCUACAUCACAAAGUGGAGAUGAUAAAAAAGAUGUUAUUGUCAUCCGUACUGAAGGUUCAAGACGUCAAGAAGAACCAACAAAUUGGCGUAAACGUGACGAUACUUCAAGUAACGGAUCUAUGGACAAUAAAAUUCGAAGUGGAAAUCGUCAAAUGGGUAGCAGACAUGAUGAUCGUCCACGACAAUUCAACAAGGAUAAUAAUCGAAGCUACAAUAAUCGUGAUCGUCGAGAUGGAGAUAGACGUGAUGGUGAUCGCAGGGAUGAUUACCGAAAUAACAGAGACAAUAGAGAUAACAGAGAUAGAAGAGACAACAACAUGCGACGAGGAAAUGACAGUGGGCCAAGAAUGGAGAUACGUCGCGAUGAUAGAGAGCCGAGAGGAGAUAUGAGAGAUUCAAGGGAGCAGCCUCGUGAUAUGAAACCUCGCGAUAAAAAUCAUGACAUGCCAAAAUUCGUUGAAAACUCUGGACCUAAUUUACACGUUUCAAAUACAUAUGCUGGAUUAGAUGAUGAAGUUUACGAUGACUAAAGUAAUAAUCAAGUUUAAAGGGAAUUUUUUUUUGAAAAACAACAAAAUAUGAUUAAAGAUAAAUAAAAUUAAAAAAAUUUGGUGACAUUUAAUUCAAAUGAUAAUAUUUAUGCAGCAUAUAAACAAGAAAGUAAAAAAAAACAUAAGUGGGCGAAAGAAUUUAUGAGACAUCAUACACAAAGGAAGUUAAAACUAAAGAAGAAAAUCUGUCGACUGAAUCAAAGUUAUCAAAAAAAAACAUAAAAUACAAGAAAAGAGAUAAAUUAUUGAGGAAGUAAAAAGGUUUUUAAAUAAUACUAAUAUUAGCUGAUUGCAUAGGAUUUUUGUAAAAAAGAAAAGAGGAAAUCAUAAUUUUUUUUUGUUUGAUAAAAGUAAAUCGAGUCGAGAUAGUCGAGGAAAUUCCCUAACCAUAUAGCUUUACCUUUAUAUUUUUAAAGAUUUUUAAGGGAGCUAGAUUUUUAGGGACUUUUAAGCAAUUUCUUUUUUUGUUCGUUAAAUCAUUUGAGUUGUCCUAUUAUUAAUAUUUUAUUAGCUCAUUAUAUAAUAGUAGUAAUUAUUAUUAUUAUUAUCAAUAUACUAAAAUUAAUGAAAUGUCAAUAUUCAAUAUUAGAAGAAGAUUCCCCAGCUUUGAUGCUGCUGUAUUCAGAAUAUGGACAGUUAUCAAAGCUGGGGAGAGAUAUUGCUGAAGUAAAUGGUUUAUAUUAUAUAUGUAUAAGGAU